This is a messenger RNA of Protopolystoma xenopodis, 459 nucleotides long. The record is from the annotation of a GenBank genome assembly. Lineage: Eukaryota; Metazoa; Platyhelminthes; Monogenea; Polystomatidea; Polystomatidae.
CCCACUGAAGCUGAUGUGCGCAGUGUGCAGAAAAAGACAACAUUUUCGUUUAUUUCAGCCUCGGCGGGACAAUUGGCCCAUUGUUUCCCGGUCAAAGUGACCGCUUCUUCCACAAUUUGCAGUCACUUUGCACGACUUGGUCGUCGAUCGUUGAACCAGUCGGGCAGGCCAACGCUGAUUGGCCGAAAUGGACACCUUUCCCCGAGGCCUGUGAGCCAAUCCCGAUGCGGGAGCAUUUCAACCACCUUGGCCGCUGGCACUUGGUCUGACCGUCUUUAUGCAAACGCACCUUGCCAAUGUACCAAUCAGUUGACCUGUCUUGCCGACAAUUGGCAUCUUCCCUCUAUCGGACAGCCAUUCAGUUGGGAACUCGUGUUCGGAAUGGGCGGACCACGUCAAAUGGGCCCUCCACCUUCUCUUGUCCUCACGACGGCCGGGCCCAUACGAACUCAGCUGUAG